AUGUCCAACUCACUUUACGCGGAUGAUAUAACAAUUUGGACCACCGAGGGGAGCCUUGGGGAAAUGAAGGACCGCCUUCAGCGGGCUGCUUCCAUCGUCGAUAGCUAUGCUAUCGACUGUGGUCUUCAAUGCGCUCCUGCAAAAUCGGAACUUCUACACCUCAGAGCCAAUCAGAACGACAACACGAGUUUACGUAUCUCCUUGACGGGAGGUCCUAUCAGAGAAGUCGAGGAGAUCCGGAUCCUGGGCCUGUUUAUUCAUAACAGGCUGAGACCGGAAACCACUAUUUCCAAACUCAAACGUGUUGGUGAACAGGUCGGACGUAUGAUCCACCGCGUUUCUAACAAACGCAGGGGGUUACGGGGCGGGGACGCGCUUCGGCUCGUCCAUGCCUUCGUAACCAGCAGGAUCCUCUACUCCGUACCCUAUCUUCGCACUACGAAGCAACACGACGAACGCAUCGACGCCAUUAUUAGGAAGGCUACUAAGCGAGCUUUAGACCUCCCGGUGACUACAUCCAACGCUAAGUUGUUGGCGCUGGGGGUACUCAACACCUACCAGGAGCUGAAAGAGGCCCACCUCGUGAACCAAUACACGCGACUCUCGCAAACGGUUUCCGGACGCCGCCUGCUAGAUCGCUUGCACAUACAACACGAAUGCAUUCCAGAGGAGACAUGCAGGCUCCCGGAAGUGUGGCGUCACAAGCUUUGGGUUUCUCCACUCCCGCGCAACAUGGGUACGCAGACACACGAAGGCAGACGAGAGGCGCGCGUUCGGGCUCUCGAACAUCAAUACGGAUCUAAGCAGGGCGUGUACCACGUUGAUGUGGCAGGGCCGUCGCCUACUGGUUUCUAUACGGCCGCCGUAGUUCACCAGGGCCGACGCGUCGACGGACUCUCCUAUAGUGCUUUCAACUCCGCUCAAGCCGAGGAGGUAGCUAUAGCGCUUGCCGCCUCGGCCCCGAAAUCGAAGAUAAUCAUCACAGAUUCGCGCAGAGCCUGUGAGCACUACCUGGCGGGCGUGGUUUCACCUUUAGCCUACCGCAUUUUAAAGCGAGCCGUGAUGGAUUCGGACCCCUCACCUAAACGCAUCGUUUGGACUCCGGGCCACCAGGGCCUUCGAGGUAACAAGGCUGCAGACGCGGCCGCCCGAGCGCUUUCCCACCGGAUACCUCAUCCAGGCUCUUCCGGCUCAGAGAUUAGACAACCGCUUCUGCGGGUCAGGGAAAUCCUGGCAGACUAUUGCGAACGCCAUCGGCUUUACCCGGUCCCAGCCAAGGGCCUGAGUGGGGCCGAUGAACGAACGUUGAGGCGGCUGCAGACCAACACCCUGUUGUGUCCUGCAAUAGUAAAACAUUUUGACUCCAAAGUUGAUGGGCGAUGCCCUCACUGUGGGGAAGUUUCCGAUAACUUUCACAUGAUGUGGGCAUGUCAGAUGAACCCUUCCCUUCCCCCUAAUCCUUCCCCCACUAGAGAGGCAUGGGAGGCAGCCCUACUCAACUGCUCGGGGCUGGAGUCUCAAAGGGCUCUAGUCCAACGGGCGCGGGUAGCGGCUUUGUCCAGCGGGGUCCCGGACUAG
This is a messenger RNA of Ixodes scapularis (black-legged tick), 1578 nucleotides long. RefSeq lists its product as uncharacterized. The coding region runs from base 1 to 1578 and encodes 525 amino acids. The record is from RefSeq and is a predicted model, not a curated record. Gene Ontology annotation, molecular function: nucleic acid binding. Lineage: Eukaryota; Metazoa; Arthropoda; Arachnida; Ixodida; Ixodidae. The transcript has a single exon.